AUGAAAGACCCAACAACCAUCGAAGGGACGCCGAGUCUCUCCUCUGGUAACUCGCCAACAGAAAACAUCGAGCCAUAUGUUCUCGUCCCGGGCAUCAUCAGAGCAACAAAGAGCAACCGAGAAGACUUGGUCAGUCAGUUUCUUCACGACGAUCCAAGAUGUCGGUUUGCCGUUGACGAAAAUGGACGAACUGCCCUCCACUGGGCAACUGAAUAUAACUACGUCAAAAUAAUCCAUAGGAUUCUCAACUCUGCAAAUUUUGCGAUUACUUCUAUGGGUGUUCCGUCAUUACUGAAUGUUCCUGAUUCACGAGGACAGACUGCUCUUCAUGUAGCUUGCAACUGUAGGAGAGAAGACAUUGCAUCGUUGUUUGUUACGCUUGGGAGCGAUGUGAAUAUCAAGGAUGGGUCAGGGAAUACAGCACUGCAUCGGGCUGUGCGUAUGAACCUGGAAACUGUAGCUAUCUUGAUGUGUGAGUUUGGAGCCGAUGUUAACGCUUCAAAUAGUCUUCUCUGGACCCCAACGCACGAAGCAGCCAGAACAGGCAACGAUAACAUUCUACGAGCCUUGAUAAACCACAAUGCUGAUCUGGACGCCUUAACCCAAAAUAAUAUGACGCCUUUUCUUACAGCUUUCUUCUACUAUAAAAUCGCCUCUAAGAGCAGUUCUUACCCCAACCUGGAAACAAUCUGGAAGAUGCUGAUCGAAGCCGGGUGUUCACUUUCCUUAAGCGAUGGCCAUUGGACGCCUCUGACAGCUGCCAUGUCAUGUGACCACAGUUUCAUCGCAUCCUUGCUUCUGUUUAACGGCUGCAGGAUCGACAAAUUCGGCCGUUGGGGGAGAGGACUCCUUCAAGACGCUUUCGGAUGCAGCGAACCAAUGCUGGUGAAACUGCUAGUCCUUCUAGGCUACAUUCCAACCCCUGACGAGGUUACCUACUGCGCCAAACAGAUCUCCAUGUACUCUAAGGUUUUCACGAGGUUCUCAGGAAUGGGUUCCUGUUUGCAUAGGGACAGACAAGCAGUGGUCAAGUGGCUCAGAGAGCGAGAAGCUAGCCCUCCGUCGUUGGCGGAAUUCUGUAGAGUAUCUAUUAGGUCUGCAAUGAACGUGUCAUCAGGGGAUAAGUCAAUUAUUGGUAACAUUCAACUGUUGCCAAUUCCAGGAAAACUGAAGCAAUUUCUCACUCUUUGUGAUUUUACCCAUUAUCUUGUUAACUGA
Molecule: messenger RNA, 1218 nt
Organism: Candidula unifasciata
Lineage: Eukaryota; Metazoa; Mollusca; Gastropoda; Stylommatophora; Geomitridae
Source: the annotation of a GenBank genome assembly